AUGUCUAUCAUGACUCUGUUCGAUGCCCUGCGACUACUGCUAGGCCAAAUUCGCAAACUUUUCGGACGAUUCACUCUUCGUCACAUUCUUCAGGCGCAAGAUGCUCUCCGAAAGCUUUCAUCGAUGCUCUUCGGGCGCUAUAAGAACGGUGAUGAACGGGACCGUCGGGCGGUCGUCGAUAAGAAAGAGAGCCCGCCACGUAGUAUGGCUUACCACCCGCAGGAUAUGAUUCUCGCAAGCCGCAUGCCACCUUCGCCUUCCCCGUUAUCCCGGAGGAGUAUAUCGAACGAAGCCGAUCACACUGCUGUGAACAUGAUGGCUCUUCCUGCAUCAGCAGAUCGACAUGCUGUUGCAAUGUCCAGGGUCUCUAAUGGCCUGCUUGCCAUCCCCAAAUUCGCUAACAACGACUACGUCUCUCGCUCAUCCAUCGAUCUCCCCUCUACCAACACCCCGUACCAACGAUCGCAAUACGAUGGACGGCACCAAUCAACCCCCAAUCUGCACAGCCCUCACGUACCCCUUGAAGGAGUCGUGGUUCCGACAACGACAUCCAUGGGCAUGCCUUCUUCGCCUGGUAGCUCUUGCCACGAUAUAGCUGGGGCAUCGGUCUUGGAUCCCGUCACUGUCACAAUACAACCCCCCGAAGAGCCGGAUGCUGUGAAUCAUGAUACUUCUCCUCCUGAUGUGUCCCCUCUCGAUGAGCCGAGCGGUGACGAGACGACGUUAGCAGGCUAUGAUAUGUCGCUACCAGGCACAUCGCAGUCGCGAACGCGCGGCGUCGGUUCGGCACCGCGUACUCCGUCACGAGCCGUAAGGGCCGUUCCAGCCCGCGAAGUGCCUACAACGCCCGGGCAGCUGGGCCAGCUCAAGGACGAGCACCCCGAUGAUUAUUUGCGGAGCUGGGGAAUAUUCCCUGUCGACACCGACUACGUGGGCAGAUACGACCGCCAUCGCAUACUACCUAGUCAUGAAUCCAAGUUGGAAAUUUCGCCCAUGACGCUGGACGUUGGAUAUCAAAGUCCUCCAGAUCCAUGGCGCAGCUAUAUCCAUCCUGAAGGCUGUGUCUACUUUUGGGAUCCAAUCAGGCGCUUGGUCACGGACGUCGACCUGUACGACCCGGAGUUGCAUAGACGGAUAGAGGACAGCGCGACGCAUUUGAUGUAUGCCAAGAAAACGUUCAGUGACCCACAAUUCCCUGAGGAGGCGGAGAUUAUGCUUGAGCUUGCCCCCCUGGAUGGCGACAAUCAUUUAUGCUACUACUACUGCAUAAACCCUAAGGGACGGACCCUGUUCUGGCUUAACAAGAUGGAUUUCGAUUGGUCGAUCAAGGAAGUCAAGGGCAUCACCAAGCUAUCCCAAGCCAGUACGGGGACUAUCGUUGGUACUGAGUGGACGAUUGACGUUGACGACAUCGUCAGAGACCCAACUGGAAUCUCAAUACUGGCAUGCCGCUCAGACACUCCGAAACACUGGGAGUUGUUCCCUCUCAAGAGGACGGUGACAGAAUCUUUGCUGCAAGAAUUGAUCGGGAUGAUGAUGCAGGGAGGUGUUGACCUGAAAACUUCAAGGAGCUCCACCUUUUCAUACAGCAUAGAGGACGUGAUGCAUCUCAUGGAGCUGCUCAAGAAUGUCAACUACGUGAAGGAGGUCAACGGAUAUUCAGCUCAUGUUGUUGGCCGAGUGAUGUCUCUGCUGCUCCACACUCAAUUCCUCAACUUGCAUGGUCAGCAAGAGGCGCGAUUGAGCCGCUGGGAGUGUCUCCACGAAGAAGAGAAGAAACCUCCCACGCUAUUGAUAAAGAUUCUAUCUCCACUCCUCUUCUUCGCGCCCGACAUCCAUAUGAGAAGUUUGCGACAUGUCUGGGUGGACAAAAUCGUCGCGGAAGUGGCCUGGAAGAGAUUUAUCGAGAAGAUCCAGAGCGAAUGGGACAAAUAUCUCCUCCCGGCUACAGUCUUGCUUUCCGUCAAUGUCGCAUUCCUGGCGAUUCCGAGCGUGGACCAAACAAAUCAAGCCCCGAAUUUUCUCAACUUCGGCAACACAACAUCAUACGAGAACUCUCAGACAUCAUCGACGUUCGACUUCAAUGCUGCCACCCCGAAUCGUUCUGCUGCCCAACUGGCGUCGUAUGUAUCUACUGCCGCAUCCACCGGCACCAUCAUCAUUGGUCUGAUGCUGGACAGACAUCAUCGACUGGCUCAUCGCAUGACAGCGGGGGAGGCGGCGCUGACUCUGGCCGCGAAAGAGCAUCCGAAAUAUGGCAUAGAGGCGCUCGCCAUCUUGUAUUCGCUCCCAUAUGCCCUAAUGAUGUGGGGCAUGAUCUCCUUCGCCUUGGCGUGCUGUUUGCUCUUCUUCCUAGGCACUAAUAUUCCCACGUGGAUAACCCUUGGGCUCUUCUGUUUCAUAUCUUUCUUGCUCAUAGCCUGGUGUAUGCUCACCGUUUGGGAUACCACGCAACCCUGGCUGCUCGACCACUUCUUGGAGGCGCUGGGCGAGUUUCGACCUGCUGGUCUCCUGACGAAGAUGUUCAGGGUCCUGUCGACGACGCCGAACGAGCCCGAGCUCGGCGAGGUUUAA
Molecule: messenger RNA, 2574 nt
Organism: Punctularia strigosozonata HHB-11173 SS5
Lineage: Eukaryota; Fungi; Basidiomycota; Agaricomycetes; Corticiales; Punctulariaceae
Exons: 16
Coding region: 1-2574 (857 amino acids)
Source: RefSeq, a predicted model, not a curated record